UCCCUCUCUCCCCAAAUGUUCCACUUUUUCUCAUUCAUUUGCUUUUCGUGUGCUCUCUCUUUUCUCCUUUUUCACACAUCCUGCAUCUUUUCAUUGGGUCUCACCUGCUGUUCACUUGAUCUUACUGCCCAUGCAACCUAUGCCCUUUUCUUCUCGCCAUCUCACCUCUCGAUCUUUUAAUAAGCACCCUCUUCACACACUUUUCUUCUCCUCUUCACCUCCUGUUGUCUCCCUCUCCAACCCCCUGUAGCACCGGCCAUGACCUCAGCCACUCCCCCGUCCUCUGAAGGCUGCUCUCCUCAGAAAGUAUGCCACUCCCAGACGCAGACGGACAUCACCAAGCCCCUGCUGGGCUCCCCAGGAGGGACCGGAGGUGCUGGAGGAGGAACCGGACCCGGAGGGCCCAGCGCUCUGCGGAGGAGGCGCCGCGUCCUCUCGAAAGACGGGAGAAGUAACGUACGCAUCGAGCACGUAAGCGGGCGAGGGGCUCUGUACCUCCGCGACCUCUGGACGACCUUCCUGGACAUGCAGUGGCGCUACAAGUUCUUCCUCUUCUCCGCCACCUUCGCUGGGACCUGGUUCGCGUUCGGGGUGCUUUGGUACCUGGUUGCAUUGGUGCAUGGAGACCUCCAGGUUUGA
Messenger RNA from Cyclopterus lumpus (lumpfish), 639 nucleotides. RefSeq names its product ATP-sensitive inward rectifier potassium channel 10-like. The coding region runs from base 259 to 639 and encodes 126 amino acids. Gene Ontology annotation, biological process: regulation of monoatomic ion transmembrane transport; potassium ion import across plasma membrane. The transcript is spliced from 2 exons. The record is from RefSeq and is a predicted model, not a curated record. Gene Ontology annotation, molecular function: inward rectifier potassium channel activity. Gene Ontology annotation, cellular component: plasma membrane. NCBI's taxonomy places the organism in Eukaryota, Metazoa, Chordata, Actinopteri, Perciformes, Cyclopteridae.